Messenger RNA from Sardina pilchardus (European sardine), 642 nucleotides. RefSeq names its product histone H2AX. The record is from RefSeq and is a predicted model, not a curated record. Gene Ontology annotation, cellular component: nucleosome; chromatin. NCBI's taxonomy places the organism in Eukaryota, Metazoa, Chordata, Actinopteri, Clupeiformes, Clupeidae. Bases 75 to 503 code for a protein of 142 amino acids. Gene Ontology annotation, biological process: heterochromatin formation. The transcript has a single exon. Gene Ontology annotation, molecular function: DNA binding; protein heterodimerization activity; structural constituent of chromatin.
CUUCUUCCGGGUAACACAGAGACCAGCACCCCAGGAACAAACCUAAGGCCACUAAGACUUGAAUAACUUUGAAGAUGUCUGGAAGAGGCAAAACCGGAGGAAAGGCCCGCGCCAAGGCGAAGACGAGGAGUUCCCGCGCUGGACUGCAGUUCCCCGUCGGUCGUGUUCACCGUCUGCUGAGGAAGGGGAAUUAUGCUGAACGUGUUGGUGCCGGUGCUCCCGUCUACCUUGCUGCUGUCCUCGAAUACCUCACCGCUGAGAUUCUCGAGUUGGCUGGAAACGCUGCCAGGGACAACAAGAAAACCCGUAUCAUCCCCCGUCAUUUACAGCUGGCUGUGAGAAACGACGAGGAGUUGAACAAGUUGCUCGGCGGCGUGACCAUUGCACAGGGCGGCGUGCUCCCCAACAUUCAAGCUGUGCUGCUUCCCAAGAAAACUGGACAGGCUGCCCCAAGCUCAGGGAAGGCUGGCAAGAAGGGUGCUUCUCAGUCUCAAGAAUAUUAGAUGGCGUGGCCUGACUCUGGACUGAAUCCUAAAAGGCCUGCUUAGUGCCUGAUCAUGUUUCUCUGUUUCUUGUUGCUUUUGUGUUCGUGAUGGCGCUUUUAUAUUCUGUGAACAUUAAACACGCGAGGUUUUUUAAGAA